Messenger RNA from Ochlerotatus camptorhynchus, 763 nucleotides. Its product is annotated as NPC intracellular cholesterol transporter 2-like. Gene Ontology annotation, biological process: sterol transport. NCBI's taxonomy places the organism in Eukaryota, Metazoa, Arthropoda, Insecta, Diptera, Culicidae. The coding region runs from base 135 to 596 and encodes 153 amino acids. The transcript is spliced from 2 exons. The record is from RefSeq and is a predicted model, not a curated record. Gene Ontology annotation, molecular function: sterol binding.
GCUGAAUCAGUGUUUUGCUUGAUUUUAGUCGGCGAAGAAGUUUGCGAUUUUUCUUGAUUUUGACUGCGGUUCGUGAGAAAAGCGGAACGUGUUUCUAGUUUUUUUGCUUUCCGGGCAGAACAGCAACUGGAACGAUGGAGAUUAAAUUGACGCUGAUUGCCGUUGUUGUUUGCAUGCUCGCUACGGCUGUGCUGGGGCAGUUGGAGGUACAAAAGUGCAAGAAUGGAGCCGUUCCGAAUAAACUGGUGAUCGAAGGAUGCUCCAAGGCGCCUUGUCAGAUAGUUAAUGGGCAGAACCUGCGGUUCCAGGCAGAGUUUACCAAUCCUUCGGCCACCAAAACCCUGACCGCAAAAGUUAUCGCCCGGGUCGCCGGCCUGGUCAUCCCGUACGAGCUUCCCGAAGAGCACCGCGACGGCUGCAAGAAGCUGACCAACGCCAAAUGCCCCCUGGCCGCGAAUCAAAGCGUCGAGGCAGCCGGCGAUGUCCCCGUGGAGUCACCGAUUUCCAACGUUAAAGCCAACAUCGAAUUUCAACUGCACUCGGAGUCGGGCGUUGCGGUGUGCUUCAAGAUUGACGUCAAAAUUGUGAAGCAAUAAAAAUUCGGGUCCUGAACGCAACCCCUCUACCCAAGCAGCAGCAGCAUCGGAGUUUGACUAUUAUGGGAAAAACUGCGAUCGUUCGGCUAGCUAGCGGCGAGGGGAAGAGGGAAGCAGUUUCAGGAUCCCCAUGAAACGAUAAAAUUGCUUGUCUGCUGGGGAGCCAU